UGCUGCUUACUUCCUUCACUGUCGCCCGAUUCUCCUGCAGACUAUCGAUCGUACCACCAGGACUUCUAGAACCCGGCGGUCACACCAGGGCGCUCACCAGGCACAAAUGAGCUGAUUGAGCAUCUCUCUAUCGAGCCCUCCAGACGUUGCAACUCAACUGAGUAUACCCGUCAGAAAGGUCAACACCAUGGGACCGAGUUCCGAGCUGGAGGCCAAAUAUCCCAUUGGGAGCAGGCCGAAAAUCUCUUUCAUACCAUACCUUAUCUUCUGUUCCUAUCUGGUCAGCUUGAUCGGAUCCGCUACGACCGUGGAGCUAUUACAUCGAAGAGUGUCCGGCUCGGGAUGGAGAGCAUGGGUGCAAAUCGCUGGCUGUUCGGUUUCGUUCGGCCUGGUAGCGAUUUGGUGCAUGCAUUUUGUCGGCAAUCGAGCUAUCGUUCUCGGCGACGGUGAAGCCGAGAUUCAACUAUAUUACAGUCCUGCGUUCACUACGCUCUCCGCUAUCAUUCCGGUAGUGGCCAUCUUUCUAGGACUCAUGGUCGCUGAUCGCUUCUACAAGCGAAGCAAGCAUGCCGCUGUUCGCAUUGCCUCGCUUGUCGUCUGCGGCAUCUGUGCUGGUGCAGCUAUUACUGAGAUGCACUAUCUUGGAAAUAACGGCACCACAAACUAUCGCCUGCAUCUCAACUGGUCGCACGUAUUCGGUGCCGCAGGCAUCGCGGUAGGCGCUAGUCUACUAUCUUUCGGUCUCUUCUUCCACUGGAGCGGAUUAUGGUUGAACAAUAUUGCCAGACGUGCUGUGGUAGCUUGUUUCCUAGCUUUGGCUGUUUCGGGCAUGCACUGGACUGGUGCUGCCGGCACUUGGUACGAAGUGCGAGGUUAUCAUAAUGGGUCUGGUCAAGAACGAAACAUUACGCUAAUCAUCGCUCUUUGCCUGUGUUUGAGCGCUUGUUUUGUAUGCUUCUUGCUCGGUUUCCUGAAGCAGCGCCAUCGUCGACUGCUUAAAGAUCGCGCUCAGCAGGUCGUACUCGCAUGCGCUACUUUUGACGAGAAUGGCAAACUCCUUGUUAGUCAAGGUGGUCUUCUGCCUUGCCAAACGAUUACCCGACAGUUCCAUCAGCGGACGUUCGACGACGAGUUCAAUAAUGCGCACCCUGUGUUUCAAUGGAUAUUCAGAGUGUCUCGCCAUUGGGGAGGAAUCGCCGACCUAGUACCAUCGAUGCGAGAACACCUACACAGCACGGGCUACUUGCAAACGACAUCGCCCUCUACAGCGGCGGAAAGCCGCAGUUCUUUCAGCUCGGAGGAUGACUCGACCUACUCUGCAACAUUCCGUGAGCUUUUCUGCGUCACCGCUUACGAAAUUGCAAAAACGCUCGAUACCAGUCUCCAGAAUCUUGGGUGUCUUUACGGGGAGGUUGUAACGACGGGUACCUCUAUGUCGAUGGCAAGAGCCGUAUUCAAAGAUGCACACGAUCGCAAGGAGAUCCUCGCUGCUGAAGUUGCGAACAAAGACAUUGAAACCGGCAUGGCUAACCCAAUCCUGUUUGGCCGUGGGCAAAUGUUAGUCUUGACGAAGAUGGCUAAUGCCACCGAGGUGAAGCGUUUGCAAAAUUUGGGUUACCAUUUUGCGAACAUUGACCAGGUUGGCGACAAUCUCGCGAGAAGUUUACAAGUAACGCGGGAGGACCUACAUGAAAUGGUGGAGAGCUGGCAUACUUACUCGAAAAUGGGGCCAUCCGUUCCGUCAAGCGGGACUUAUCUCGCAUCUUUCCUUUUGCAACCUGCACCAGGCAUGCGCGGUCUCGACAUUAUCGUACCCCGGGCCAACCCGGAGAGACUGCCCAUGGUCAAAUUGGCAGAUGGUGAACUCAGUUUGCGUGAGCUGAAGCUUUUGGUUGGCUUCAAUAGCCUGUCGUUGGACGACUGUCUCGCGCGUACAGGCCAACGCACUGGCUUAGAAACCGAAGAGGAGGACGCUUUCUUGGAAAGGUUCCGCAAUACGAUGCUCGACCUAUUACAUGAUGCACCAGAGUCCGCAUUACAUCGCGCCAUUUUCUCUGCAAAGCAGCUGGACAUUGUGCACGGCGUUGCUGGUCCACAAGAACGCAGCCCCGCCACCGUAUUCGCCUUCUGUGGCAUCAAGGAGAUCUACAUCCAGUCUCUGCAGAGCACAGCUUUGAAGUGUGUUCCCAUGUCUUUCUUCCAGACCUGCCUCAGAUCUUACCCUGGUAGUCCGGAUCAUCAAAUUCUAGCGAUCAGGAAUCACAAAGAGUUUUCCACCCUCACACGGACUCCAUCUAUCACCAAGGAGCCGGAGAAGCGCAAUAAGAGGUGGAAUUUCAGGCUGCGACCACACCGAUCGAUGUCAUCCGACAUGACUUUACAACCCGAUUCAUGCUCGGAGAAGGGUUUGGUGAAUCCAUCCGCCGAAGCAAGCAAUAUUCACCCUUGGGGUGGCAUCAUGGUGACUUCCACUCAGCAGAUUGUCCACAACAACUCCCAGAAAUCAGGAUCCACGAUGGAGCUGCGGGACAUGGGUGUCAAGUCUGAAGCCGGUGUCGCUGACACGGAGCAGCUGACUUUGGGAGACAGAUUGAUGUCUAUAACAACGGCGUUCCGCGACCCGCACGCGACACGAGCGCUUCCUAAAGACUUGUACUACGGAAGGAAAUAGAAUUCGCACGAAGACCGUUUCUUAACACUGGCAUUGUUGGCGUUUAUUUAAUUCUGGGAUACCCACUAUUAUCCGGCGCAUAUGGGACUUUGGUAACAAAGAUGGGAGUGUUGAAAACCAUGGACAGCAUCGGACUACUGUAUAUAAAUAGCUACUUGAUGGAUGAGGUGUACAUGAUAUAAUUAAGAGUUGUCUUGAGCAUGUACUUUCUGAUGUUCAAA
This is a messenger RNA of Boeremia exigua, 2892 nucleotides long. RefSeq lists its product as uncharacterized. Bases 188 to 2671 code for a protein of 827 amino acids. The transcript has 4 exons. The record is from RefSeq and is a predicted model, not a curated record. Lineage: Eukaryota; Fungi; Ascomycota; Dothideomycetes; Pleosporales; Didymellaceae.